AUGCCACCAUCAACUCUCAUAAUUCUUCCAUGCCAUUCCAUUUACAUAGGAGAUGGAAAUCUUCCUAAAGCAGUACUUCAUAAUCCAAAAGAUAAUGGUCCAGGAUCGAAAGAGGAAGAAUGGAUCUUGGCAUCAUUCCAGAAAGAGGCUCAGGAUCAGCACUGUCUUCUUAAGCAUCUUUACACAUCGAUAAAUCUUCUCUCUGACAAUUUAUUGGAUUCAUUAUUGGUUAUAUCUGGUGGAUAUACAAAGCCGGAAACACGAAAAUCAGAGAGUUUCAGCUAUCUCCAAGUUGCACGUGAACGCGGCAUUGUUGAUGAUAAUUUAGAGAAGUCAAUUCUGCUUGAGCAAUAUGCCAGAGAUUCAUAUGAGAAUGUAUUAUUUUCGCUAUGCACAUUUCGGCAAGCAGCUGGGGUGUGGCCAAAGCACAUUAAGAUUGUUGGUUUCGAGUUCAAGAGAGAGCGUUUUUUGAACUUUCACAUCCGGACAUUGCAAUUUCCUGCUGCAAAUGUUGAAUAUAUUGGAAUUGGGCCAGAAUAUCCGCCAGCUGAAUAUUUUGGUGUAGAUGAUGCCACAUAUGAAAAGAACAGAAAGAAGUACUUUGAAGAUACCUUUGCCUCAGAGAACAAGUAUGCAAUCAAGCCAUUUUCCAAGAACGAGUUUGGGUGUUUAGGUUCAGUUUUGCAUGACAAGAAGGAAAAACGGGAUCCGUUUAAUAGAAGUGAGCAAAUUAUUGCAAAUUAUACUAUAGCUGGUGAAUCAGCCAUCAAUUCACUCUUGAAUCUUGAUAACCUUCCAUAUAACGAGGCAAGAGUCUUGUACAAUGAUAAAUGCGCUGGAAAGUUCCCCUGGAGAAUAUAA
Molecule: messenger RNA, 861 nt
Organism: Brettanomyces bruxellensis
Lineage: Eukaryota; Fungi; Ascomycota; Pichiomycetes; Pichiales; Pichiaceae
Exons: 1
Coding region: 1-861 (286 amino acids)
Cellular component (GO): cytoplasm
Source: RefSeq, a predicted model, not a curated record